CUUCCUGCUCUUCUAGCAUCCACCGGCCUGACUGAGGAGCAGAAGGAAUUCCAAAAAGUUGCUCUUGAUUUUGCUGCCAAGGAGAUGGCUCCUCACAUGGCAGAGUGGGAUGAGAAGGAAAUAUUCCCUGUGGAAACAAUGCGGAAGGCAGCCCAGCUAGGAUUUGGUGGGAUCUAUGUGAAACCAGACGUCGGCGGCUCUGGAUUGUCACGACUUGAUACCUCCAUAAUCUUUGAAGCUUUAUCAACAGGAUGUACCAGCACCACUGCUUAUAUGAGCAUCCACAACAUGUGUGUUUGGAUGAUUGACACCUUUGGCAAUGAGGAACAGAGGCGCAGGUUCUGCCCAUCACUCUGUAGCAUGGAAAAAUUUGCAUCUUACUGCCUGACUGAGCCAGGAAGUGGAAGUGAUGCAGCUUCCUUGCUGACCUCAGCUCAGAGGAAAGGGGACACCUACGUCCUGAAUGGCUCCAAGGCCUUCAUCAGUGGGGGAGGUGACACUGAUGUCUACGUGGUCAUGUGUCGCACAGGAGGCCCAGGCCCCAAGGGCAUCUCCUGCCUGGUGCUGGAGAAGGGGACACCGGGGCUUAGCUUUGGCAAGAAAGAGAAGAAGGUGGGCUGGAAUUCCCAGCCAACUCGGGCUGUGAUCUUCGAGGACUGUGUUGUUCCUGUUGGCAACCGGCUGGGAGCCGAAGGGCAGGGCUUCAGCAUUGCCAUGAAGGGACUGAAUGGAGGCAGGAUAAACAUUGCUUCUUGUUCGUUAGGAGCUGCUCAUGCCUCUGUUCUUCUGGCUCAGGAACACCUCACUGUCCGCAAACAGUUUGGAGAACCCCUAGCAAACAAUCAGUACCUGCAGUUCAGGCUGGCGGAGAUGGCGACGCGCCUGGUGGCAGCACGGCUCAUGGUUCGCAAUGCAGCGCGGGCACUGCAGGAGGGACGGGAGGACGCGGCUGUGCUCUGCUCCAUGGCCAAGCUCUUUGCUACUGAUGAAUGCUUUGCGAUCUGUAACCAGGCUCUACAGAUGCAUGGGGGCUAUGGCUACCUGAAGGAUUAUGCUGUGCAGCAGUUUGUGCGAGACAUCAGAGUCCACCAGAUCCUGGAAGGUACCAAUGAAGUUAUGCGGAUGAUUGUGGCCAGGAAUCUGCUACAGGGCUGAAGCCAGGAACUAGUCUCCAGCCCUAAAAUUCCUUCGUCUGUUACAGCUCAGUCUGUUUCCCUCCCCUAUUCACCAGCUCUCUCCCCGGGAGUGGAGAGGGGGAUACCUCGGUGGAAACAGUCUUUCUGCCUUACAUUGACGGGGAUCGCAGCUGGACGCCACCCACAUGCUGCCACAGCUGCACUCUGUGCCUGGCAGAGCUGCUGUUACUAGCCUAGUAUUGUGCAGCCUGAAGAUAUAAAUCACACUUGU
Haliaeetus leucocephalus (bald eagle) is the source of this 1407-nucleotide messenger RNA. RefSeq names its product acyl-CoA dehydrogenase family, member 8 (gene ACAD8). The annotation marks the transcript as partial. NCBI's taxonomy places the organism in Eukaryota, Metazoa, Chordata, Aves, Accipitriformes, Accipitridae. The record is from RefSeq and is a predicted model, not a curated record. The transcript has 10 exons. Gene Ontology annotation, molecular function: flavin adenine dinucleotide binding; acyl-CoA dehydrogenase activity. Gene Ontology annotation, biological process: lipid metabolic process.